This is a messenger RNA of Salvia hispanica, 1556 nucleotides long. It is a transcript of the gene MC4, whose product is annotated as metacaspase 4. The record is from RefSeq and is a predicted model, not a curated record. Lineage: Eukaryota; Viridiplantae; Streptophyta; Magnoliopsida; Lamiales; Lamiaceae. Gene Ontology annotation, biological process: proteolysis. Gene Ontology annotation, molecular function: cysteine-type endopeptidase activity. Gene Ontology annotation, cellular component: cytoplasm.
ACAAUUGGAAAAGACUUUCCCUUCUUGACCUUACUUAAAAGAGGAGUAUAUACGAUAUUCAUCUUCCAAUCAACCAUUUUUCAACUCUCAUCUCAUCAAUUCAUACCCAUGGCGAAGAAGGCUGUUCUGAUCGGCUGCAACUACCCCGGAACCAAGGCCGAGCUCAAAGGAUGCAUCAACGAUGUGCGGCGGAUGUACUCUUGCCUCGUCGACCGUUACGGCUUCUCCGAAGAUGACAUCACCGUCCUCAUCGAUACCGACGAUUCGUACCAGCAGCCCACCGGCCACAACAUACGCGCCGCCCUCUCUGAUCUCGUCGAUUCCGCUAGCCCCGGCGACUUCCUCUUCGUCCACUACAGCGGCCACGGCACCCGCCUUCCCGCCGAGACUGGCGAGGAAGACGACACCGGCUACGACGAGUGCAUUGUCCCCACUGAUAUGAACCUUAUAACCGAUGAUGAUUUCAGAGAUUUGGUUGACAAAGUGCCCGGCGGGUGCCAGAUCACGAUCGUGUCGGAUUCGUGUCACAGCGGAGGGCUGAUUGAUGAGGCUAAGGAGCAGAUCGGAGAGAGCCAUAGGAAUAGUGGCGAAGAGGAGGAGGAGGAGAAGGAGAAGGAAUCUGGAGGCUUCAGGGACUUCCUGCGCAGGAGCGUCGGAGAUGCAAUUGAAUCGCGAUUCGGCCGACGCAAAGAGGAAGGAGGAGGAGAAGAAGAAGAAGUUGAAGAAAUUGAAGGAGUAAAGAACAAAUCUCUGCCGCUCUCAACACUGAUCGAGUUGCUGAAGCAGAAAACCGGCAAGGAGGAUAUAGAUGUUGGCAAGCUGCGGCCCACGCUGUUCGACGUCUUCGGGGAAGAUGCCAGCCCCAAGGUCAAGAAGUUCAUGAAUUUCAUAUUUGGAAAAAUAAAAGGGGGCAAUGCUGAAGGAGGGGAAGCAGGGGGAUUUUUAGGAAUGGUUGGAGGGCUAGCGCAGCAGUUUCUGCAGCAGAAGCUUCAAGACAACGACGAGAGCUAUGCUGAACCUGCGUUGGCAACGCAUGUUGGAAGCAAGAAGGAGGCGUAUGCUGGAACAACCCAGAAAGGACUGCCGGAUACGGGCAUUCUGAUCAGCGGCUGCCAGACUGACCAAACAUCAGCGGAUGCCACACCUGCUGGCGACGCAAGCAAAGCUUAUGGCGCUCUCAGUAAUGCCAUUCAGACGAUUCUUGCUGAAUCCGAUGGCAGCGUGAGCAACCAAGAACUCGUCACCAAGGCUAGGCGCCUUCUGCAGAAACAGGGCUACACUCAGCGCCCCGGAUUAUACUGCAGCGAUCAACAUGUUGAUGCUCCUUUUAUCUGCUGAUGAUUAUAAGAUUGUUAUGCAGUUUCACUAAGGCCAAUUGCAUUUGUUGUUAAUGCCUGCUUUGAAGAUAAUCGACUGUUGUGAUAUUUUCAGUUGGUCUGCUUGUGAUGCUUUGUGUGAGCUUGAAUGUGCAAUAAGUCUUCAAUAUUAGCAGUCAGCGUUGUGAUUGAACUGCCACAAGGAGCAAUGGGAUUUGUAUUUAAGAUGAGUUUCUGACA